This is a messenger RNA of Anisakis simplex (herring worm), 186 nucleotides long. Lineage: Eukaryota; Metazoa; Nematoda; Chromadorea; Rhabditida; Anisakidae. The record is from the annotation of a GenBank genome assembly.
AUAAUCAUGAUCCUGAAGACGUUGUUGAUUGACAUAAUCAAGGUGUUCGCACAAUCGCUACUUCAUGUCGGAGUGCCGUUGCCAGUGGUUGAUAACGUAACGUUGGCCAACGAUGCGUAUAUCGUUACUAAAACUGGAUUCGUUCGAAUCAGUUCUGAUUUUAUUUAUGAGCAUUCAAUUCCGUGA